ACAGGCCAGGGCGACAACGAGGGAGGCGACAACAACGGCAACGACGACGACGACGACGACGACAACGACGACAACAAUAAUAAUAACACCGGAGGCGAUGAUGGCGACGUGGAAGAAGAGGAUGCCAGCACUAGCGACACCGACUCGGCGUACGGGACAGAGGCCGGCUCGGCCUACACGGGGUCUAUGACGUCGUCCGUCUUCCGGUACAAGUACGAGAAUGGGCGUCGCUACCACGCCUACCGCGAGGGCAAGUACGUGCUGCCCAACGACGACGCCGAGCAGGAGAGGCUGAACCUGCAGCACCACAUCUGGCGUCUGAUCCUGCAAGACCGACUGCAUACGGCGCCCCUCCCGGACCCCGACGAGAACCCGCAGCUCCGAAUCCUCGACCUCGGCACCGGCACCGGCAUAUGGGCCAUCGACAUGGCCGACAGGUUCCCGACGGCCCAGGUCUACGGUAUCGACCUGUCUCCCAUCCAGCCCGACUGGGUCCCCAACAACUGCCGGUUCCACGUCGACGACUUCGAGGACGAGUGGACCUACAGCGACACGGAGAAGUUUGACUACAUACACGGGCGUGCCCUGAGCGGCACCUCGGCCGACUGGCCCCGCUUCUACCAGCGCGUCAAGGACAGCCUCAAACCGGGCGGCUGGGUCGAGAUGCAGGAGUACGACGCCUGGAUCUUCAGCGACGACGACAGCUGCGAUAGGGCCCCCUGGACGAUGGAGUACGUCCGGAAGCUCGACGGGGCGAGCAGGACGUACGGCAAGCCGAUCAAUGUGGCCAAACACCACAAGACGUGGAUGGUUGAAGCUGGCUUCGAGAAUGCCCGUGAGAUUGUCUACAGGAUACCCAUCGGUGCUUGGGCAAAGGACCCCUUGUUGAAGGAGAUGGGACGCUUCGAGCUCAUUCACAUGCAGAUGUCGGUCGACUCACAUACUCCGGCUCUCUUCUCCCGAGUUUACGACUACACACCAGACCAGAUCCGUAUACUGUCCGAGGGCGUCAAGCGCGAGUUCCGCGACAAGAGCCUGCGGCUCAUCAAAUCGUACCGGUUCAUCACGGGCCGCAAUCCGACUGAAUGA
Geosmithia morbida is the source of this 1089-nucleotide messenger RNA. RefSeq names its product to methyltransferase. Lineage: Eukaryota; Fungi; Ascomycota; Sordariomycetes; Hypocreales; Bionectriaceae. Gene Ontology annotation, molecular function: methyltransferase activity. The record is from RefSeq and is a predicted model, not a curated record. The transcript is spliced from 2 exons. The annotation marks the transcript as partial.